CAGAAGACAGCAGACGGUCGCACAACGAGCCACUCGAGUUCGAUACCGCCAACUGGGACUGGAAACGAUGAACAGACAGAGCAUCAUAUGGGCGCUAGCCGCCUGCUUAAUUGCAUGUGCCAGCGCUAGCAGCUACGGCGUACAACCGAACUACGGCUCUGGCGGCAACCAGGAGUCAUACGGCCCGGGCUCACAGCAGAGCUACAGCUCCAGCUCCGACGGCGAUGCAGCAGCCGCUGCAUCCGCUGGCGGUGCCGGUGAGUACGGCAACGGUGUCGGCGAUGGCGCCUCAGCUGGCGCUUUGGCUGGCAAUGCCGAUGCCGCUGGCGUCGCCCAGGCCGGUCAGGGCAGCUACGGCUCCGACCAGAACAUUCCCUACAAGCCGGUGAACACCAAGGGCAACACCCUCACCUCCUCGAUCACCUACCCACAGAACAAGGGCGAGAUCCUGAUCCAUCGUCCGGCACCCAUCAUUGUGCGUCGCCCACCCACCAAGGUGCUGGUGAACCAUCCUCCAUUGGUUGUCAAGCCCGCCCCAGUUGUGCUCCACAAGCCCCCAGCAAUCGUGCUCCGCAAGGUCUACGUCAAGCACCACCCACGUCGCGUCAAGGUCGAGCCCGUGUUCGUCAACGUGGUGAAGCCCCCAGCAGAGAAGUACUUUGUCAAUGAGAACAAGCAGGGAUACGGCCAGGGCUCGCACGGAUCCGGCCAGGGCCACCACAUCCUGAACAGACCCGGCCCCAUUGUGUCCGGCCCACAACAGCAUGGCCCCGGCGGCCAAGCCCUCCCCGCGUAUGCCUCCGGCGCCGAUAAUGCCGCCGUCAGUGCUGGCUACCAGCUGCUCCAGGGCGGCAACCAUGGUCUCUCCGCCCUGGCCAACAUUGCUGGCGACCGCGAGGGCAGCUAUGGCGGCCAGAGCUACGGCCCCAGCCAGUCCGGCCCCAGCUACUCGGGCCCAUCGUACUAAGCGCCCCUCCCCCCAGCGCUGACGAUGCCCAGCGACGAUGUCCUUGUCGCCGCUUCCAGCUACUGGUCUCCACUGGUCUUAGUUACUAUGUUUUUUACACAGCUUGGACGCUCACAAGGCGGGCGCGCAGGUUUCUUUGCAAACAAAUAAAAAAGAAAAUUUGAAAAAAUUAAAAAAA
Drosophila arizonae is the source of this 1145-nucleotide messenger RNA. RefSeq names its product Chorion protein 38 (gene Cp38). The record is from RefSeq and is a predicted model, not a curated record. Lineage: Eukaryota; Metazoa; Arthropoda; Insecta; Diptera; Drosophilidae.